CUGGGAAUCACUGCAGGUGAUGCACAAGAACUGUUCGUGUCGCCGGGCUGGAUGCGGGCACGUGGGCUGGCUGGAGAGAAUCGCUCGUUCGGGCGGAUCACCAGCCAAAUUUCAUGCCUUCAAUGCCUCCUGCAUCCCCCCUAACCCUUGAUCCAGUGGCAGUCCAUGCUGCCCCCCGCGUGCAUCAACCCAUGCAGCUCUGUGGCAUUGACUCCCUCUUUCGCCCUCAUGCUCUGCUGCUCACGUUCCGCUGCAACGGCCAUGCGCCCUCCGCGCAAGACCUUAUCUCCUCGGUCGCCCGACGAUCUCUUGCCUCUAGGUGUCUGGGCUAAUGCUUAUACUGCUUGUGGUCCCGUCUCCCUUGUCUUGUCUUGUUGUCUUGCCCCUCAAUCGUCUCGUCAGUUCCUGGACUGACUGGUGAGUGAGGUCUGUCGCCGACGGUUACACAAGAAAUACUACAGCAACAGCAGCAGAAGCAGCACAAUGGAUCUCGCUUCUUCACCAC
Molecule: messenger RNA, 505 nt
Organism: Aspergillus costaricaensis CBS 115574
Lineage: Eukaryota; Fungi; Ascomycota; Eurotiomycetes; Eurotiales; Aspergillaceae
Exons: 1
Coding region: 166-414 (82 amino acids)
Source: RefSeq, a predicted model, not a curated record